Messenger RNA from Rhinichthys klamathensis goyatoka, 1413 nucleotides. Its product is annotated as zinc finger BED domain-containing protein 5-like. The record is from RefSeq and is a predicted model, not a curated record. The transcript has a single exon. NCBI's taxonomy places the organism in Eukaryota, Metazoa, Chordata, Actinopteri, Cypriniformes, Leuciscidae. Gene Ontology annotation, molecular function: protein dimerization activity. Bases 1 to 1413 code for a protein of 470 amino acids.
AUGUGUUCAGUGAUGCUGGGAGAAGCAGCUGCUGCUAAACUUGACGCGAUCCCUAUCUCUGACAAUACCAUCCAGCGACGAAUAUCAGACAUGGCUUGUGAUGUCAAAGAGCAGGUCCUGGACUGUGUUCGUGAAAGCCCCUUUCACGCCAUUCAGCUGGAUGAGUCCACUGACGUCGCACACUGUGCUCAAUUGAUGGUGUACGUUCGCUUUAUCAAAGAGCACAGUGUGCAGGAAGAUUUUUUGUUUUGCGUUUCUCUACCCGCCCGCACAACAGCUGACGAACUUUUCAAGGCCUUGAAUAACUUUUACCAGGCUAAUUGCCUUGACUGGGGCCGGUGUUGUGGGAUAUGCACUGAUGGGGCAAGAGCAAUGACUGGCCGUCACAGCGGUCUAGUAAAACAGGUGCAGGCAGUUGCCCCUGCGGCUGUCUGGAAGCACUGCAUUAUCCAUCGACAGGCUUUAGCAACAAAAAGGAUGCCCCAAGAAUUGCGUGCUGUCCUUGAUGAGGCUGUCAAAAUUGUGAACUUAAUUAAAUCGCGUGCCUUAAACGCCCGUCUGUUCUCAAUCCUCUGCAAUGAGAUGGGCGCUCAAUUCCAGCAGCUGCUCCUGCACUCCGAGGUCAGGUGGCUCUCUCGGGGCAAAGUCCUCACCAGGCUGUGCGAUUUGCGCGAAGAAGUCCUCCUCUUCCUCACUGAGAUUAACUCCCCACUGGCAAAACAUCUGGCAGACAUGAACUGGCUUGCUAUGUUGGCCUAUCUCUCCGACAUCUUUGAUAGGAUCAACUCCCUCAACACCUCUCUCCAGGGCAAAGAGUGCCACGUCUUUUCGGCACACGACCAAGUGUCUGGGUUCAGGAAAAAGCUGGACUUGUGGUGUGCUCGUGUUGAACGAGGUUCGGUGGAAAUGUUCCCAACCCUGGAGGAUGUUGCGGAGAAGACAGGGCUGCCUCUUAACUCUGUCCAAACGGUCAUCACUGCGCAUUUGAAUGGGUUGCGUGACCAGUUUGGCGAGUAUUUUGGAGAGGACGCAUUGGGAAAUCAGUGGGUGAGAAAUCCGUUCUCUUUCCCCGCCACACCCCGUGAUGGACUGAGCCUGCAGGAAGAGGAGGCCCUGGUCGAGCUCAGCUCGAAUAUGGACUUGAAGCAGAGACUGGGAGAAAUGCCGAUCACGCGUUUCUGGUUUUCUGUGGAGAGCGAGUUCCCCCAGAUCUCCACUAAGGCUACGAAAGUCCUAAUCCCCUUCACCUCCACCUACUUGUGUGAGUGUGGGUUUUCCGCACUGACCAUGAUUAAAAACAAAUACAGAUCAAGGCUGCAGGUGGAGGACGACUUGCGUUUAUUUCUCUCUGGAGUGCAGCCCCGCAUCGAACACCUCUGCGCAUCAAAAGCGCGGCCUCAUUGUUCCCACUAA